CCUCCCCUCUCUGUAGGAUGGGCGAGGAGUCGCCAGACGGGCUGCUCUUCAAAGACCAUGACUUCUCCUCCGACUUGCUGCUGCAGCUCAAUGGCUUAAGACAAAGCAGGAUCCUAACUGACGUGAGCAUCUGCACCGGCACCCAGGAGGUCCCCUGCCACCGCAAUGUGCUGGCCUCCAGCAGCCCCUACUUCCGGGCCAUGUUCUGCAGCAGCUUCCGGGAGAACAGAGAGGCCAAAGUCCAGCUGAAAGGCAUCGACUCCCCAACCCUGGACCGGAUUGUGUCCUAUGUGUACACGGGGGAGGUGUGCAUCGCCGCCGACAACGUCCUUCCCUUGAUGGAGGCCGCUUCCAUGCUGCAGUACCCCAAGCUGUUUGAGGCCUGCUCCUCAUUCCUGCAGAGCCAGCUGGCCCCCAGCAACUGCCUGGGCAUGCUCAGGCUCGCUGAAAUCCUAAGCUGCGAGACCCUCAAGAAGAAAGCCAGGGAGGUAGCCCUGACAUACUUCCCAGAGGUGGCCGCAUCUGCUGACCUGAAGGAGCUCUGCGCCUUGGAGUUGAGAGACUACCUCGGAGAUGACGGGCUCUGUGGGGAGGAGGAAAAGGUGUUUGAGGCCCUCAUGGCUUGGAUCAAGCACGACCUCCAGGCCCGGAAACGACAUGUUCAGGAACUGUUCGAGCAGGUCAGGCUCCAGUACAUCCACCCAGCCUUCUUCCACCACUUCAUCGCCAACGACGCCCUCCUGCAAUCCUCGCCUGCAUGCCAGACCAUCUUGGAGAUGGCGAAGAGGCAGCUGUUCUCUUUGUAUGGCACCAGCGUCCCAGACUGCAAACCCCUGUCGCAUGUUCCUCCAAGAAACUCUUACCAAGAUUUCCUCAUCCUCUUGGGGGGACGGAAGGACAGCCAGCAGACCACCAGGGAUGUCCUGCUGUACAGUAGACAGACUGGCCAAUGGCAGAACCUCGCCAAACUCCCCACCCGGCUGUACAAGGCCUCGGCCGUCACCUUGCACCGCAGCGUCUACGUGCUCGGGGGCAUGGCUGUCAGCUCAGGGAGGAGUCAGGUCAGCCACAACGUCUACAUCUUCUCUCUGAAACUCAAUCAGUGGAGGCUGGGGGAGCCCAUGCUGGCAGCCCGCUACUCUCACAGAAGCACCGCCCAUAAGAACUUCAUCUUCUCCAUCGGGGGCAUUGGGGAAGGGCAGGAGCUCAUGGGCUCCAUGGAGAGGUAUGACAGCAUCUUCAACGUCUGGGAGAAUAUGGCCAGCAUGCCAGUGGGGGUUCUCCAUCCUGCCGUUGCUGUGAAAGACCAAAGACUCUACCUCUUUGGGGGAGAGGACAUCAUGCAGAACCCUGUGCGCCUUAUCCAGGUUUAUCACAUUUCCAGAAACACGUGGUUCAAAAUGGAGACUAGAGUGAUCAAGAAUGUGUGCGCCCCUGCAGUGGUGCUCGGGGAGCGGAUUGUCAUUGUGGGAGGUUACACAAGGAGGAUUCUUGCCUAUGACCCUCAGUCCAACAAAUUUGUCAAAUGUGCGGACAUGAAGGACCGGACAAUGCACCACGGGGCCACGGUGAUGGGGAACAAGCUGUAUGUGACAGGCGGGCGGCGGCUGACCACAGACUGCAACAUUGAAGACUCAGCCUCCUUCGAUUGCUAUGACCCUGAGACAGACACCUGGACAUCCCAGGGACAGCUGCCUCACAAACUCUUCGAUCACGCCUGCCUCACUCUCCAGUGUAUACCCCACAUGUCCACCCUCCCAUGAGGUUGUCGAGAAACCCGUCUUAUCCAAGAUGCCUUCUGCUAUAAGGGAUGGAAACCCAACU
This is a messenger RNA of Propithecus coquereli (Coquerel's sifaka), 1824 nucleotides long. RefSeq names its product kelch-like family member 38 (gene KLHL38). Bases 18 to 1763 code for a protein of 581 amino acids. Lineage: Eukaryota; Metazoa; Chordata; Mammalia; Primates; Indriidae. Gene Ontology annotation, molecular function: protein binding. The transcript has 3 exons. The record is from RefSeq and is a predicted model, not a curated record.